Molecule: messenger RNA, 435 nt
Organism: Strongylus vulgaris
Lineage: Eukaryota; Metazoa; Nematoda; Chromadorea; Rhabditida; Strongylidae
Source: the annotation of a GenBank genome assembly
AUGGAUAAUGUAUUAUUUCCCAUGCUGAGCAGUAUAUCUAUGCUAAUGGACACGUUGCGAGCGAGAGUCAAGGACUUGAACUUUGAACCCAGCCGGGUUGUGGACUCGACCAGCUAUCGGCGUGAGUAUUUGAUGGUAAUGCUGAAAGCUGUACAGCUCAUUAUCUGUGAAGAGGACUGGGUCACUAUGAAGAUGUUUAAAAUAGCUGAAACAAAUAAUAUGGAAGCUUUCAACCAUGGCCGCCUGAAGCAGAAUUGUCUUGGUCAACAAUUAUUGCGACUUGGUAUUCGCCGACGAAGCGAACGCGAAGUUGUUCGGGAGUUGUCUGUGUGUAAUGGGAAGUCAAAAAAAGCACUAAUUGAUAAGUUGUUAUCAGUUUUGAAUAUAUGGAAUAUGAGAGCGACUUUAUUUGACCUUAUGCUCAUGAUCAAGGAG